Molecule: messenger RNA, 3077 nt
Organism: Oncorhynchus nerka (sockeye salmon)
Lineage: Eukaryota; Metazoa; Chordata; Actinopteri; Salmoniformes; Salmonidae
Product: homer protein homolog 3-like
Exons: 10
Coding region: 559-1644 (361 amino acids)
Biological process (GO): G protein-coupled glutamate receptor signaling pathway; regulation of store-operated calcium entry
Cellular component (GO): postsynaptic density; plasma membrane; cytoplasm
Molecular function (GO): G protein-coupled glutamate receptor binding
Source: RefSeq, a predicted model, not a curated record
GAAGCGCUGCACCGCGCGAGGUUCUUGACGGGAUAAGAAAUGUAACCAAUAUAAAAGUAGCGAUACUUUGUAGCCUACCAGUGCAUAACACUGUAUGCUUGCGUCUCACAUUGAGCCGUCAAGAGGAGUAUAGCCUAGAACCAGAGCUUCGCGGGGCACUGCGCUACAACAAGGUUACUGAAGUACAGCCAAAGAGAAGAAAAUCGGAGAAAUAUACACAUGAUGGACCGCCCGGACUGUGGCAACUGAUACACAUUGCUCCAGUUUAGUGAUGCCAUCGAUGUCCAACGUCGUGGUAAGCCUUUCCAAGUGAAGGGACAGAGCGAAUUUAAUUUCAUUGGCAGCUAAUGUCCACAGUAGCCUAUUCACAGUCAAGUCUUGCCCUUUGCAGUGAAAUUCCGGUGGUAAAUUGGGAAGCAUCCGUAUCCGGACACAGGAGAGGAAGGAUUUCAGCGCCACUAUUCUAAAACAUAAAGGAGCCCAUAUUAGAUCUGGAUCAAUACAUCUCAUUAAUAUUUUACAACGACAUGAGAAAGAACACAUCUCCUGCUUAAUAAGAUGUAUCCACACCAUCGAGAAAGGGAGCAACCGAUCUUCAGCGCCAGGGCCCAUGUGUUCCAGAUCGACCCGAACACCAAGAGGAACUGGAUCCCUGCCAGUAAGCAUGCCGUCACCGUCUCCUUCUUCUACGACGGCAACAGGAAUGUGUACCGCAUCAUCAGCGUGGGCGGUACCAAGGCCAUUAUCAACUGCACCAUUACACCCAGCAUGACGUUCACCAGGACCUCGCAGAAGUUUGGCCAAUGGGCGGACAGCAGGGCCAACACGGUCUACGGCCUGGGCUUCGCUACAGAGCAGCAGCUGCAUCAGUUUUCUGAGCGGUUUAAGGAGGUCAAAGAGGCUGCCCGUCUUGCACGCGAAAAGUCCCAGGAUAAGAUGGAGUUGGCCAACACAGCCCUCAGCAUUGCUGCCCCACAGGACCUCAGCGAUGAGCUCCAGUCGCCGCCGGUGAUGUGUGUGAACGGUCCUGAGGACAAGAUGUUCCGGAGCCAAAGCGCAGAUAUCACACUGUCUUCUGAGAAGGAGCGUAUUAAAAAGAUGCUUUCUGAAGGGUCUAUCUGCGAGAUGAACCUGGAGGCAGAGCUCUUCACCCUGCAGGACAGUAACUCCAAGCUGGUGGCGGCGCUACAUGAAGCUAACAAUAACGUGGAGCAGUGGAAGAAGCAGCUAGUUGCCUACCAGGAGGAGACCGAGAGGCUACGAGACCAGGUGGCUGAUCUGGAGGCACAUGGCGGACACGGCCCUAGUGACAUGCUCAAAGAUGAGUUGACUCGUUCUCUGGAGGAACUGGAGGCCCUGCUCAAGGCUAAAGAUGAGGAAAUCCACAUUCUGCAGAACAAGAAAGAAGAAUACCAUGAGAUGGAGCAGGAGAGAGAAGAGGCCAUACACCGAUUACAGGAGAUGGAGAUGCGUAACCUGGAGCUGGAGCGGCGGGUGCAGAACGUGGAGCAGAACCUGUCCGCCUCCCUGGAGGAGCGGGACCGCACGGAGAGUGAAGUGCAGAGGGCCAUCGAGAUCCUGGACGUCAAGAUCUUUGACCUGAACGACCUUCGGCAGAGCCUGGUCAAGCUCAUUGACAAAUAGUGUGAAAGAGAAGAGGAUGGGUCUCUUAGGGAUGGCCAAAUGCAAAGAGAGGAAUUUGGAAAAGAGAACGAGCUGGUCCUCUCUUGCUGUAAAGCACAACACCACUUCUGCUGUAGGAAGAUGGCUGCUCUGGGUCCUUACAGCAGCAGCAGAAUCACUGUACAGCUUGUUAAGCGUAGGUUGUGGUGUUACCUAGGCAGUGUGUCUGCUAUGUCCGAUGUUGUGCUGUAAUUCAUGUUGCUGUCUUAACAUUCAAGGCAAUAAUCUAAAUGCUAGACUGUUCAUUUGAGAUUAGGAAUAUUGUCAUGAAUGAGAACAAUAAGGAGAUCUUUAGGUGCUUGUAGAUAUAGUUUUCAUACUUUUGAAAUCAACUGAUUUUAUAAAAAAUUGGGAAUGUAAUGCUAUAAUGAGCAACGUGGAUGAUCUGUUAAUUCUCCAGUGAGAUGAGAUAAAAAAUGGUUUUGAGAGAUCUUUCAGUGCAACCAAACUAUGUAUUUGGAAAGAAGCAGUACACAAUGCAGAAAAUAGAUUUUUUUAAAUGUAAAUGUGGUUGACAGCUAUCACCUCAUCAUCUGAGCAGUUAGUGAAAGUGUCAAGAGGCCGAAGGUUAUGCCGCCGCAGUGGAGUUGACCUGUGACAUGUUAAUGAUUCAUGUAUCCAAUAAACUAAAACGCAUGCGUCAAAGAAUGAGCGAUCUGUAAAGAAACAAGGAUUCACUGUACUGUUUUGACACGUCAGCCGUCUCCGGGUUUGAGUUGUAGAUAUAGAAAUGUUGGUACCAUGGCAUGCUGGUAGUAGUGCGAUACAAGAGGUAUGAAGCAUGAGGGUAUCUUGAAUUCCUGUGAAUGCUCCAUCCAUCUAAGAACUAAAGACACCAAAGAGAGUUGAGUUCUCAAAGUAAGAGCUUUCGAAAGCUUGACUCAGCUUCUCCUGUGUUCAUAGAAUGUUAAACUAAAGCUUAGAUUAGUCCUGGUAAUUAGGUAGAUGAUUUAGGCGAUAAGAAUUACAUGUAAGUGCUUGCUCUUGCAAUAAAUCAAUGUAUAAAUUAAGAUUUGAGCGGUUGUCUCUAGCCAGAUUGUCCAGUAAUGAGAUUUAAUUGAUAGAAAUGUAUCAUUGACACUUGAAUCAAUUCAUCUGAUGGUGGUUAUUUCCCUCCAGCAUCUACCAGUAAUAGCAGUAGGUGGGCCUUAAUGUUUAGCUUAGAGACAAUACUAUAUGCCUUAUGUGAGUGGCUGUAUUUGUAUUUACUGUUAAAGAAUGCCUGAUGAAAUUGCAAGUUUAAUUGCACAUAUAUUUAGAUCAAGGCACACAAGUGGAGCAAAAUGUUGCAUUUUUAAUGAGCAUUGUUCAAAGAAAUUGUCAAAAAAAAUAAAGGACAUGGAAUAAUCAGAAAAUUUGCCUUGUUCUGUAUAGUAAGUCAAGGUUUAUGGCAG